AUGGCUCGCCCCAUGGGGUCAGUCCGCCUCAAGAAGGGGAAUCCUUCGACCCUCGCCCUCGGUGUCAUCCUCUGCAUCUUCAUCAUCGUCUUCCUCGUCUCGCCCUCGGGCAAGUCCGUCACAGCCAAGCGAUUCGAGUCGGUAACCGCAGAGCAUCAUCUGUCGCCUCCUACGUCGCCGUACCGAAAGUCAAAAUCGCGAUCUGGCGUCCCAUUCAAGCCACCACCCGUCGCGCAUUACAACCUUAACAAUGUCACCAUUACCACUUCGCCCAUCGAGAACCGAGAGAAUGUCCUGAUUCUCACCCCCAUGGCCCGCUUCUACCCCGAGUACUGGGAGAACCUGUUGAGGCUGAGCUACCCCCACGAGCUCAUCACUCUGGGCUUCAUCCUGCCCAAGACCAAGGAGGGUAACCAGGCCACAACUGACCUACAGGAGUUCGUGCACAAGACCCAGAAGCACGGCCGCGAAAAGGACAAGUUCAAGAGCAUCAUUAUCCUGCGACAAGACUUUGAGCCCGCCAUUGUCUCUCAGGAUGAGAGCGAGCGACAUAAGCUUGCGAACCAAAAGGCCCGUCGCGAGGUCAUGGCCAAGGCCCGCAACUCCCUGCUCUUCACCACCCUUGGACCGGAUACUUCUUGGGUUCUGUGGCUUGACUCUGACGUUGUCGAGACACCGACCUCGCUCAUUCAGGAUCUGGCUGCUUUUGACAAGCCAUUGAUUGUCCCCAACUGCUUCCAGCGAUAUUACGAUGAGGAGCACAAGCAAAUGGCUGAGCGACCAUACGACUUCAACAGCUGGCAGGACAGCGAGACCGCGCUUGCGCUCGCCGCCAAGAUGGGUCCUGAUGAGAUUCUCCUCGAGGGAUACGCCGAGAUGGCGACUUAUCGCAUGUUGAUGGCGUACUUGGCGACUGACGGAGGAGACCCCAAGAUGGUGAUUCCUCUCGAUGGAGUUGGAGGCACCGCUCUCCUGGUCAAGGCGGAUGUCCACCGCGACGGCGCCAUGUUCCCUCCUUUCCCCUUUUACCACCUCAUCGAGACUGAGGGAUUCGCCAAGAUGGCGAAGCGAUUAGGCUGGCAACCAUACGGUCUCCCCAACUACAAGGUUUACCACUAUAAUGAGUAA
Messenger RNA from Fusarium keratoplasticum, 1128 nucleotides. RefSeq names its product Glycosyltransferase family 62. NCBI's taxonomy places the organism in Eukaryota, Fungi, Ascomycota, Sordariomycetes, Hypocreales, Nectriaceae. Gene Ontology annotation, cellular component: mannan polymerase complex. Gene Ontology annotation, biological process: cell wall mannoprotein biosynthetic process; protein N-linked glycosylation. The record is from RefSeq and is a predicted model, not a curated record. The transcript is spliced from 2 exons. The coding region runs from base 1 to 1128 and encodes 375 amino acids. Gene Ontology annotation, molecular function: alpha-1,6-mannosyltransferase activity.